Molecule: messenger RNA, 888 nt
Organism: Suillus subalutaceus
Lineage: Eukaryota; Fungi; Basidiomycota; Agaricomycetes; Boletales; Suillaceae
Exons: 5
Coding region: 1-888 (295 amino acids)
Source: RefSeq, a predicted model, not a curated record
AUGGAAUCCACUAAACAAACUCUCCUAGUCGGCGGCCUCCUUGUCGACGUCUACUCCCACCCCACUUCGAGCUCCACAGAUCCCAUCCACGCGCUCUUCUUCCUCCACGGCCGCUUCGGAAGCGCACAAGACAGUAACGUUGUCAAUACUAUUAAAGCUAUUUUCGAUGAGAGUUACGGCCCUGGAUCGGGUGGGGGAGAGAGGAAGAAAGAUCUUAUCCCCGUUGCUUUUGUGAGUCACACUUCAUCCCCUGUGAACCAUGGGUCGAGACUCGUGGACCAGAAGCGGAAGAGCGAGGGUCUGGCUAAGAAUAAUCAUCAGCAUGCCGUUGACAUGUAUACCAUCCAAACUGGUACAGCAGAAGACGUGUCCUUCCUAAUUGACCAUCUUCCUUCAUUCCUCUAUCCUUCAGGUGAACGGACGAUUGUGGGAUGGGGUAUAUGCGGUGUGAGUCUUGGAGGAAAUUCGACGUGGAUCGCGCUUUCUCGAGAACCCCGCCUCACCCUCGGAAUCCCCAUAAUCGGGUGCCCAGACUACACGAAACUCAUCUCCCAACGCGCCCAAUCCUCAAGCAUCCCCAUCUCCCCGCCCUACUUUUCCACCUCCUUCAAAACAUACAUAGAAACGCACGACCCUGCACAACUGGCGUACCGUGCCAGGGACGCUUCCAAUCCGUUUUUGGGGAAGAAGGUGUUGGUGCUUUCGGGGAAGGAGGAUAAGAUUGUGCCGUGGGUGGCGUCAGCAGAGUUUGUGGACGGUCUUGAAGUUGGGGAGGGGGGUGUUAAGAGGGUUGUGGUGGAGGAGGGGGUGGGACAUGAGUUUACGAGUGGGAUGCGGAGGGAGGCUGGGUUGUUUGUGAGGGAGUGGUUGAGUGGUGCGGUGUUGUGA